Anopheles marshallii is the source of this 2169-nucleotide messenger RNA. It is a transcript of the gene Fbw5, whose product is annotated as F-box/WD repeat-containing protein 5. Gene Ontology annotation, cellular component: Cul4-RING E3 ubiquitin ligase complex; SCF ubiquitin ligase complex. Gene Ontology annotation, biological process: protein ubiquitination. Gene Ontology annotation, molecular function: protein binding. The transcript is spliced from 7 exons. NCBI's taxonomy places the organism in Eukaryota, Metazoa, Arthropoda, Insecta, Diptera, Culicidae. The record is from RefSeq and is a predicted model, not a curated record. Bases 1 to 2169 code for a protein of 722 amino acids.
AUGGAGGAAACCACUGACGAUGUACCGAUGGUCGACAGCAGCGAUGGCCAGAUGGAACACGAUCGCGUCCGCGACAGUAUGCAAUCGAAUAGCUCGUUUAGCUCAUCGUACAGCGAUCAGGAUGCGGACGGCGGAACGUACAUAGACAACAGUCCAUGGGUGUUUAUGCCCGAACCGGUGUUCAUAAAAAUUUUCCUGCAGCUUCAGGCUCGUGAUGUUUUGAACGCUGGUCAAUGUUGCAAGCGGUGGUACAAACUGUCCAAGGAUGAUUACAUAUGGCGGAAGUACUUCCGCAAAGAAUUUAAUGUAGAUGCAUCCAUUCCGUUAAAAAGAGGUGCGGAAUCUUGGCGUGCCGAGUACCGACGUUUGACGAAUAAUGUUCCGAUGGUUAUGACAGAUGUACUGACCUUCCAUUCACACCAAGUGCUACACGUUAGCUUCUCACACAACGGGAAAAUGUUUGCCACAUGUUCUAAGGAUGGGUUUGUGAUUGUGUGGAAUUCGGCCUAUCCGUCGACGAUACGGGAUUCUUACGACAUGCGUAAGCUUAGCUGGAAAUAUACUCAAUUUUCUCAGUUCAAUCAAACCGACACGUUGUUGCUAGUGUCUGGAGUUCAUUUUGGAUCGCCACACAGCACUUCCGGCGAGAUUGCGGUGUUCACUGUACAAAACGGCUUUAAGCUGAAGUGUCGGGUGACGAAUCGACCCUACGACAUAUUUGGUACGUGGUUUAGCGAUCAACAUUUACUGUCCGGAGAUCUUAGCUGGUUGGCGCACUUGGUCAGCUCGUCGAUAUUAUGGCUGAAUAAAGCGAAUCAGGAGGUUGAUUCCGAGCACACGCCUGUGCGAAAUCAGAUGUACAAAUUCUACAACCGCAAUGCCAGCUCAAUACGUGCGAUUAUGAUCGCAAACUGUCCCUGGCUGAGCGAUCCACCUGAAUGGAAAAUAGAUAUUGGAAAUCUUUUGCGUACCGGCGGUACCGAGCAGAAAUCAUCCGACGAGGAACCCGGCACAAGUGGUGGUGCUCGUCGUGCGGGGAAUCCACUUUCUCAUUACCAGAUGAAUCAGGAUAUGGAUUCCGACGAUGAGGAUGAUGAUGAGGAAGAACCGGAUGAUGGUCAGGAGCAAAGGACUACAGAGGAUGUGCCGUACCAGUUGCUUGUUGGUGACCAGGCAGACUAUGCCAGUCCGAUUCAGUAUCUGGAAGAAUUUCGCCAGGAGUACGAGGAAUCGUACUACGAAUCAUCGGACGACUGUCUGGAAGAUGACGAGGACGAUGCCGACGAGGAAGAGCUGUCUGAGGGAGAAGAAGAUUUGGAAAAUCUCUGCCCCAAGUAUCUGAUAUUUUCUACCGGUUCAAAGACGUACACGCCGCAUCAGAUAGGCUUCAAGCGCAUCACACGCGUGAACUUUCCGCGACGUCUCGAUCCGGGACCGUCACUACGUGAGCGCAUAGCGUUACGCGAUCGGCAACGUGAACUACAGGUAAUUAUGGCCGAGAUGUCACCGGAAGAAAUCCGCCUGCAGUAUAUCUUACAGAAUGAGGAUCCUCCGAAUGAACCGAACUGGGCGAACUAUGAAGCAGUUGCCGGCCGCUUCGAUAAGGUGGACAAACUGAUCGAUCUACACGGGCACAUCAUCGGGAUGGGGCUAAGUCCGGACCAUCGCUACCUGUACGUGAACAGCCGACCGUGGCCGAAAAAUUGUGUCAUUCGCAACCCGCUCGAUCCGCCGGCGAUCGCACAGGAGAUCGACAUACAUGUUAUAGAUUUGGUGUCACUUAAGAAGGUGGGCAAGAUGCUGCGUGCUCAUAAGGCGUAUACGCCGAAUACGGAGUGUUUCUUCAUUUUUCUGGACGUCUGUGAUAAUUAUGUGGCCAGCGGUGCGGAAGACAUGCAUGCCUACCUUUGGGAUCGUUAUUAUGGCGUAUGUUUGGCAAAGUACCAGCACGCUGAUGUGGUGAACAGUGUGGCCUUUAACCCACGUGACAACGAGAUGCUUGUGACCACCAGUGAUGACUAUGAGAUUAAGAUAUGGCGAUCACUUUCGAAAGCGCAAAAGUUGGGCAUACCAACGGUGAACCGAGCGUCGGAAUUUCGCAAACAGAAAAACAAUCGUCCUCCACCACAACCGCAGCAACAUCAGCACGGUAUGCGACCAUUCGUGUAG